AUGUUUGAGGAUAUUGUCGGACGGAGCGCCGAUUCCGAUGCAGUUAAGCUGCAUCAUCUCGAUAAGGCGCUAACGGGUGAUGCCUCCGGUUGGAUUACGGCAAGAAUGAUCGUUGACAACAACUUCAAACAAACCUGGCAACAGCUCAGUGACCAGUACGAAAACCCCCGAGUAAUCGUCGAUACGCAUAUCGAAGGUUUGCUCGAGAUGAAACCGAUGACCACCCGCAGCCAUAAAGAUUUACUCGAGCUAGUGAAGACAUUCAUCCGUCAUGUUGGCGGUCUCGAGUACCAGGGACUGGAAGUUGAUGUACUAUCUGGUCUCAUCCUCACGAAGAUCCUCACUUCACGAUUGGACGAUCAAACACUCCAGUUAUGGGAGAGGACACAGCAGCAUGCCAAGCUGCCCCAAUACCAAGAAACUGUGGCCUUUCUUCGAAGCGAAUGCCAGGUGUUGGAAAGGUUCCAAAACCGGCACCAGAUGACGGCAAAAGAGCCAUUGCCAAGGCAACAACAGGGUUCGAAACCAACUAACCAGAAAGCCCACGCUGCAACGACUGUGACCUCCAGCAGUUCCUGCCAGGUAUGUAGUGGCUACCAUCGCCAUUUCGAAUGCCCGAAGUUCCAUCAAAUGUCACCGGCUCAACGGAAUGAAAAAGUGAAGGAGUUGAGAAUCUGUUUCAACUGCCUUCGCCCUGGUCAUCGAGCCAUUGAUUGUUCAUCCAAAAAGACGUGCUAUCGCUGCCAGAGAAGACACCACACUCUGUUGCAUGAAGAAGCAGAUUCGAAUGCAGUGGAGGUGGCACCAACCAUCCAAAAUGAAGAACCAGCUUGCCAAACCUCUUCCGAGAACCACUCGGAGUCUCAACGAGUCACCGAAACUGUUGCGUCAUGUAACCAUUCUAAAGCUGCCAAAACCGUUAUGCUCAUGACCGCUGUGGUGCGAAUCAAGGAUUCUCGUGGAUGGACAACUCCCUGCCGUGUUCUGUUGGAUAGCGGCUCGCAAGUCAACUUCCUAUCCAAGGCAAUGGCUGACCGCUUGGCCACCGAAAGACGACCUGCACAUGUACCCAUCGCUGGAAUAGGUGGGUCCAAAACCUACGCGAAGGAGAAGAUGAUGGUGGAAGUGGAGUCCAGGCAUUCCGAUUUCUGUACUACUAUCGAAUGCCUCGUAGUUCCUGAGAUAACGGGAGCGAUUCCAGCAACGAAAAUCAACGUUUCGGCAUGGCCAAUCAACACCGAUCUACUUAUGGCAGACCCCAACUUCCACACUCCUUCCGAUAUCGAUAUGCUAAUCGGUAUCUCCCAUUUUUUGCAAUUGCUAAAGACGGGCCGUAUUCAACUGAGUGAUAAGUUACCUGAACUACAAGAAACCCAUUUAGGAUGGGUAGUUGCAGGAGACAUCGACGACGUGUCAACCUCCCAGCAGUGUCUAGCUGCCCUGACGGAUCCUAUUUCUGAAGUCCUUCGCCAAUUUUGGGAGCUGGAAGAGAUCUCUGAGUCAGUAACACAACCCAGCGAGCAAGAUGAGUGCGAAAAAGUAUUCCAGUCUACCCAUCGUCGAGAUGAGACCGGCAGAUAUGAGGUGAGUUUGCCAUUCCGCGAAUCGGUGCACGAGCUAGGAGACAACCGAAACUUGGCCUUUCGUUAG
Molecule: messenger RNA, 1650 nt
Organism: Ochlerotatus camptorhynchus
Lineage: Eukaryota; Metazoa; Arthropoda; Insecta; Diptera; Culicidae
Exons: 1
Coding region: 1-1650 (549 amino acids)
Molecular function (GO): nucleic acid binding; zinc ion binding
Source: RefSeq, a predicted model, not a curated record